AUGCCGGGGCGGCCGGCGCCGCUGCUGCUGCUGCUGCUCCUGGCCGCCCGCAGCGCCCGGGCCGUGCCGCUGCCGCUGCCGCAAACAGGUGCAGUGGAGUCACCUGCUGCCGAAGUUUCCUCAUCCUUUGUGAUCCUAUCUGUGUGCAGUUUCAUUAUAUUAAUCGUGCUAAUUGCAAAUUGCGUAUCCUGCUGUAAAGACCCAGAAAUUGACUUUAAGGAAUUUGAAGAUAAUUUUGAUGACGAGAUAGAUUUCACACCACCAGCAGAAGAUACUCCCUCUGUUCAGUCCCCAGCAGAAGUGUUCACACUUUCAGUACCAAAUGUUUCACUACCAGCUCCAUCUCAGUUCCAGUCUUCUGGAGAAGGUUUGAAGUCUCAAGUUGCCCGCCACAGUCUAAACUAUAUACAGGAAAUUGGAAAUGGCUGGUUUGGAAAGGUCCUCCUCGGAGAAAUUUACACAGGCACUAGUGUAGCAAGAGUCAUAGUGAAGGAGUUAAAAGCAAGUGCAAGCCCAAAGGAACAAGACACUUUUUUGAAAAAUGGAGAACCAUAUUACAUUCUUCAGCAUCCGAAUGUUCUUCAGUGUGUGGGGCAGUGUGUAGAAGCAAUUCCCUACCUUCUGGUGUUUGAGUUCUGUGACCUGGGCGACCUGAAGGCGUACCUGCGCAGCGAGCAGGAGCACGUUCGGGGGGACGCGCAGACCAUGCUGCUGCAGCGGAUGGCGUGCGAGAUCGCCGCGGGGCUGGCGGCCAUGCACAAGCUGCACCUCCUGCACAGCGACUUGGCCCUUCGGAAUUGUUUUCUCACCUCGGACCUCAAUGUGAAAGUGGGAGACUACGGCAUAGGAUUUAGCAGGUACAAGGAGGAUUAUAUUGAAGCAGAUGAUAAAAAAGUUUUCCCUCUGCGAUGGACUGCUCCAGAGUUAGUAACCAGCUUUCAAGACAGACUGCUAACUGCAGACCAAACCAAGUACAGCAACAUUUGGUCCCUUGGUGUGACACUUUGGGAACUUUUUGAUAAUGCUGCUCAGCCGUAUUGCAACCUGUCCAACUUAGACGUUCUUAACCGGGUCAUUCGAGAGAGAGACACAAAACUCCCCAAGCCCCAGCUGGAGCAGCCUUAUUCCGACAGAUGGUAUGAAGUUUUACAGUUCUGUUGGCUGCCACCAGACAAGAGACCGGCAGCCGAGGACGUGCACAGGCUGCUCACCUACCUGCGCAUGCAAAGCCAGCGGGACUCGGAGGUGGACUUCGAACAACAGUGGAACGCUCUGAAACCGAACACGCACACCAGGGACACGUCCAACAGCGCCGCCUUCCCCAUCCUCGACCACUUCUCCCGGGACCGGCUUGGCCGGGAGAUGGAGGAGGUCCUCACCGUGACGGAAACCAGCCAGGGCCUGAGCUUCGAGUACGUCUGGGAGGCGGCGAAGCAGGACCACUUCGAUGAGCGCAGCCGGGGCCCCCCGGACGAGGCCUUGUCUUACACGAGCAUCUUCUUCCCCGUGGAGGUGUUUGAGAGUUCCCUCUCCGACCCCGGGCCCGGGAAGCAAGACAGCAGUGGUCAGGAGGUCCCUGUGCGAGCCCCAGGCGUGGUUCCCGUGUUUGAUGCCCACAACCUGUCUGUGGGAAGCGACUAUUACAUCCAGUUAGAAGAAAAGAGUGGUGGCAACUUGGAGCUCGAUUACCCCCCUGCACUGCUCACCACUGAGCUGGAGAACCCCGAGAGGACGCGUGACGAGGCGCCCCAGUUUCUGACGCUCAGGGGCCUGGAGUGUGAGGAGUCCAGUACCGAUGAGGAUUUCUUCCAGAGCAGCGCAGACCCCACAGACCCCAGCCCCCCUGAGGACGUGCGUGCCGCCAGGGGCCCCGAGAGCCCUUUUGACAGUAUAUUUAAUGAUCUGGACAAGUCGGAGGACCUGCCCAGCCACCAAAAACUAUUCGACCUGAUGGAACUGAAUGGAGUUCAGGCUGACUUUAAGCCGGCCACGCCAAGUUCAAGUGUGGAUGAGCCCAAAGACGCAGGGAUAACAGGCCGCCUCGAGAAAGAGGAGCCCCACAAGCGUUAUGACCUUGCGCGCCAAGAUCAUUUUGAUCCACUGAAUGUGCAAGAAUUGUCAGAAAACUUUCUAUUUCUUCAAGAGAAAAACUUACUAAGAGACUCAUUGUGUAGCAAAGAACAUAUAAAUGACCUUCAAACAGAACUUAAAAACGCUGGCUUUACGGAAACCAUGUUAGAAACUCCACGUAGGAACACUUUAGAUGCUGAGUUUACGUUUGCUGAAAACAAUCCAGGCUACUCUUCGCUGCAGGAAAACGUCAGCGUAAAGGGUCCGGAUACGCGGGCUGUGCUCCAGGACCGCGCUCUGAGCACCUCCGUACCGUCUUCCCCGGAAGAGCAGGUACCUCCUACCUCCCUCGGACCGGAAGGAACACCUCCCAGCACACUGACAGGCACGUUCCCGAAGCAGGAGGAAACCACGCCCAGGCGUUUAGAUGUCGGUGUCCAUGACGACUGUCUUGGCCAAGAAGCAGAGGUAGAUUCGGUGGCUGUCCCAGUUGGCAUUCCCUCCACCAAUGCUGGCACAGACGGCACGGGCCCUGGGUCCCUCACGCUGACUCCGCCGAGGGAAGAGGCCUCCGGACGGACCCAGAGUGACCCCGCUCUUGUGGGUGACGUUGUUGCCAGGAAAGUGAGCAGAGAGAGCAGCCUUCCGGAACUGAGACAGAACCUGCAAAACGAGCCGCCUUCAGGAGACCCUCCCAGGAACGGGCCGCUGGAGGGCAGCCCGGCAGCCGGGGGCGCUCCGCACCAGCUCAGCUGUAAAGAUGCCGCCAACGAGGGCGGCCUGGCCCUGUCCUCCGACUCGACCAGCCAGGACAGCCUUCUGGAAGACAGCUUGUCCACACCCAUCCCCACUUCAGAGCAGUCGGCGGAGACCCCCGAUUCCCUGGACUCCGUGGACGUCCACGAGGCUCUGUUGGGGUCGUUAGGAGCAGGGCAGGAGACACUCUUGCCCCCUGACAAGCCUGCGGACAGCGGGUACGAGACAGAGAACUUGGAGUCGCCCGAAUGGACGCUGCACGCUGCUCCCGACGGUGCCUCGGCCUCAGACGCGGCCACAGCAGGCGACGGCGGUCGUGGCGAGCUGCCUCCCACCCCUGUCAUCGUCAUCUCAGAUGCCGCCGAUGGCCACCCGAGUGCCGACGGGACCGCACACGCCUCUGCCGCUGGCUCUCAGAGCUCCUACCGAGACUCUGCCUACUUCUCAGACAACGACUCCGAGCCUGACAAGAAGUCGGAGGGGGUCCAGGGAACCUCGGUGUCAGCCGUGGCCUUGGUAACGGAUCGGCCUCCGCCUGAGCCAGUCAUUCCAGAGCCAAGUCCUGGCACCACGGACAGGGGCCUGGAGACCAAAAGCAGCCUGCCAGACCACAGCUGUCCCUCAGCUUUCCAGGACUCCCGCCUCCCGGAAUCGGGAGAAACGGCGCAGCCGGCACUGACGGACGUUUCCGAGGAGCUGCCUGCGCCCCCAGACGAGGCUGGCAGCCCCUCGAGCGCGUUAAACUCGGAGCUGAGCAGCGGCGACGACUCCGAGGCCCAGGAAGAGCCCCCCUGCACCAUCGCCUCCGCCGGGACCAACACCAACGAGCUCCUGGCGUUCGCCAGCGCCCUCCGCCCCGGCAGCCCGGCCGGCCCGGCGGACCAGCCCCUCCCCGGCCACGAGGGCCCCAAGCUGAAGGAGCCGGACGUGGAGGGCAAGUACCUGGGGAAGCUGGGCGCGGCGGGCCUGCUGGACCUCUCCGAGGACGGGAUGGACGCGGACGAGGAGGACGAGAACAGCGACGACUCGGAUGAGGACCUGCGGGCCUUCACCCUGCACAGCCUCAGCUCCGAGUCGGAGGACGAGGUGGAGCACCCGGUGCCCGUGGUCCUCAGCAACGACGACGGGCGGCACCUGCGGAGCCUGCUGAAGGCCCCGGCGGCCGCCCCGCUGCCGGGGGGCCCGCGGCCCGAGGGCGGCCCGAGGGAGAAGAAGGCGGUGACCUUUUUCCACGACGUCACCGUCUAUCUGUUUGACCAGGAGACGCCGACCAAAGAGCUGGGGCACUGCGGGGCGGAGGCGCGGGCCCCUGAGCGGGGCGGCCCGGCGGCGGCCUCGGACGCCCCCUACCUGAGCAGGUGCAUCAACUCCGAAAGCUCCACCGACGAAGAAGGUGGAGGCUUCGAAUGGGAUGACGACUUCUCCGCAGACCCCUUCAUGUCCAAGACAACAAGCAACCUGCUGAGCUCCAAGCCGGCUCUGCAGGCUUCCAAGUACUUCUCGCCGCCGCCGCCGCCCCGGGGCGCCGAGCAGAGCUGGUCCCAGCCGGCGCCUUACUCCCGCUUCUCCAUCUCGCCCGCCAGCAUCGCCAGCUUCUCCCUCACACACCUCACCGACUCGGACAUCGAGCCCGGAGGAAGCAGCGAAGACGGAGAGAAGGAUUAG
Messenger RNA from Pipistrellus nathusii (Nathusius's pipistrelle), 4491 nucleotides. The record is from the annotation of a GenBank genome assembly. Lineage: Eukaryota; Metazoa; Chordata; Mammalia; Chiroptera; Vespertilionidae.